Messenger RNA from Arabis nemorensis, 396 nucleotides. The record is from the annotation of a GenBank genome assembly. Lineage: Eukaryota; Viridiplantae; Streptophyta; Magnoliopsida; Brassicales; Brassicaceae.
AUGAAGCUGACGGCUCUGUUUUUCGUGCAGUAUGGGAAGCGUUUUUGGCAUGGUUUGGGGGACACCGUGGAUGCGAACCCUUUGUUUGACUUUAUGAAGCCAGGUGGUAGGGGAAAUCGUAUGUUCACUCUGCUUGUUGCUGCUUAUGAAAAAGUAGUAGAGCUUUCCUUUAUGUCGAGAAGAAGUGAUGCUUGGGUUCUCGAGCGUUUUUUCGACUAUCUUCAAUUGGAUAAGCUCGAGGUAGGAGAUGAGAUGGCUAUCGUUGAUUUGCAUGCUUUUGUGAGCGGUGUUGACUGUUUUGCUCUCAUGGAGGACGCUCGCUAUUCAGCGAUGAUGAUAAGCCCAUCAACACAACCAACAGGGCAAAAGUUUGACGAGGCAACACUUGUUCACUAG